Messenger RNA from Cataglyphis hispanica, 586 nucleotides. It is a transcript of the gene RpS23, whose product is annotated as 40S ribosomal protein S23. The transcript is spliced from 3 exons. Gene Ontology annotation, molecular function: structural constituent of ribosome. NCBI's taxonomy places the organism in Eukaryota, Metazoa, Arthropoda, Insecta, Hymenoptera, Formicidae. The coding region runs from base 99 to 530 and encodes 143 amino acids. Gene Ontology annotation, cellular component: ribosome; cytosolic small ribosomal subunit. The record is from RefSeq and is a predicted model, not a curated record. Gene Ontology annotation, biological process: translation.
AUUCUGUACAACGGAUAUGAUGCAGUUUGACUUCACCAUUCAAUUUGCAUUUAUGCUCAUGGACGAUUGAUUCUUUCCGGUUGCAAAGCACAUCAAGCAUGGGUAAACCUAGAGGUCUUCGUACGGCGCGCAAGCACGUGAAUCACAGACGUGAGCAGCGAUGGAAUGACAAGGACUACAAAAAGGCACAUUUGGGAACUAGAUGGAAGGCUAAUCCUUUUGGUGGUGCCUCUCAUGCUAAAGGAAUUGUUUUAGAAAAAGUUGGAGUAGAGGCCAAACAGCCAAAUUCCGCUAUCCGUAAGUGUGUCAGAGUACAGCUGAUCAAGAAUGGAAAAAAGAUCACAGCUUUUGUACCAAGGGAUGGUUGUCUCAAUAACAUUGAGGAAAACGACGAAGUUCUAGUGGCGGGUUUCGGUCGGAAGGGUCAUGCUGUUGGUGAUAUUCCUGGAGUACGAUUCAAGGUGGUGAAGGUCGCAAAUGUUUCUUUAUUAGCCCUCUACAAAGAGAAAAAAGAACGACCUAGAUCUUAAAUUGUCUGCUAUUAAAAAGAUGUAUUGACAAAUAUAAAAAUAUAAUUUAAAGACAA